Molecule: messenger RNA, 2386 nt
Organism: Schistocerca gregaria
Lineage: Eukaryota; Metazoa; Arthropoda; Insecta; Orthoptera; Acrididae
Product: transcription elongation factor SPT5-like
Exons: 2
Coding region: 31-2070 (679 amino acids)
Biological process (GO): regulation of transcription by RNA polymerase II; regulation of DNA-templated transcription elongation; transcription elongation by RNA polymerase II
Cellular component (GO): DSIF complex
Molecular function (GO): mRNA binding
Source: RefSeq, a predicted model, not a curated record
GUGGCGGAGUUGAGGGAGGCGGCGCCAGAGAUGGUGAGGGAGGAGGUAGACGGGGAGAACCAGACGUGGGUUUAUUGGAACGGUCAGGCGUUCAUGAAUGGGUUUUUGUACAAAAAGGUGAAAAUGAACUGUCUGUCGAUGGAAGAGGCGCAGCCGACGAUGAACGAGAUAUUGUUGUUUUCGGCGGCGAGUAAGAAGACGUUAGAGGAGUUCAAGGUGAUGGAAGAGAUGCUGUCCAUUCCGUCGAAAGGCACGCAGAAGAUGCAGUUUGUGAAGGGAGACAACGUUGAGGUUGUUCGCGGAGAGUUGAUUUCGGUGAUUGGGAAGGUGCAAUCGACCGACGGGGAUCGGGUUGUGUUUGUACCGAGUGACACAAAAUUGUACGGAUCGGACCCGCUGGUGGUGCCGGUUCAGUACUUGAGGAAAUAUUUCAAGAGCGGAGACCGAAUCAAGGUGCUGAAUGGGAUUCACGAGGGAGAAACCGGGCUGGUUACGAGCGUGAGCGGGGAGGUGGCGACCGUGUUUUCGGACAGCAGUCAGAAAAAUUUCAAGGUGUUGAUGAAGGACAUUCAGGAGACCAUGGAGACGAAUUUGGGAAAGCUGGGGCUGGGGAAGUACGAAUUGCACGAUUUGGUACAGGUGAACGACCAAUCUGUGGGCAUGAUUGUGAAGGUGAAUUCGGACGGGUUUGACAUUUUGAAUUGGCAUGGUCAGUUGAAGACCGUGCAGUUGCACGACGUCGGGAUGAAGAGAAACAUACGGAACGUGACAUAUCACGAUUCUAUAGGAAAGUUGGUGAGUUUAGGCGAUACGGUCAGAGUGGCCGUCGGGCCUCACAGCGGCCAGACGGGCACGGUCGCUCACAUGUAUCAGAAUGUAGCAUGGAUUCGCUGCAGAGAACACAAAGAAAAUGGCGGAAUUAUUACCGUUAAGUGCAUGCAAAUGUCUCUGGUCAGCAAAAACAACACGGAUUCGUUCUACCGCUCGUCGUUUGGCAACCAAGCACCUCGGUCGUCCUCCAGGAUGGCAUCGGGUAACAACAAUCGAUACAGAAUCACGUCCAUGAGGAGAGUCUACAUUACCAAGGGCAUAUGGAAGGGAUAUUCUGGGGUCGUGAGAAAUGAAAACAAAACAUCGGUUCGGAUCGAACUCGACGCGGGCGAAAAAGUUGUGACGCUUCCGCUCGAUUUUAUUUGCUCCGCGCAGGAACUCGAAGAAAGGACCCCGUCCUACCGAGACCAAUUCUUGAAUGCAGACGUCUCCAGAAAAGACGAUGGAUCGCAAACUCCAAUGAGAAUGGCAACUCCAAGACAUUCGGCGACUUCCUACUGUCAGAGCGACCCGUGGAAUCCAAACAUGAAGCCGACCUUGCCAUCCCAAUUCGGGAUGAUUGAAGGCAUGGGCAACUCCGUUACCACCCCCUUCACCCCCGGCGCGGCCGGAAUCGACGUUUCUCUCAAACCGCCUUCUUCCAACAACUACGCGCCCUCCAAUCACAUGCUUCCACCCACCACUCCGUUCACUCCAUUCAGCCACGUCACUACUCCGUGCACCCCCGGCACAAACCUCCUCUCCUCAGACACCAACCACGGCUCCGACCAGGCGACCACUCUCCCAUCCCACGAGCCCCUCAUAAAAAGCUAUCCCUCUGCGCCCCUGACGCCCUCCAUCCAUACAGAGCCCCCCAAAGAAGAAGGACCUCACGACUGGAUAUGUCCAGACAUAGAAGUCCUCAUCUCUUCGGAGCCGUACAUCGACACACACGGAAUUGUAAAAGAAAUCGACGACGAAACCUGUCAAGUGCAGCUCCUCCCCCCCGCGUCCAACUUCUCCUCGGAUCCGCAAAAAGAAAACUCCACGCAGCUCCCCAUCGUGACCGUACGAAAGGAGCAUCUCUCUCUCGUCCCUCCCUCCAAGAGAGAUCAAAUCAUCGUUAUCAAAGGUCCCCUUAAAGGGUCCAUCGGCAAUCUCGUCGGCAUAAACAAGCAGGACGCGCUGAUCUCGCAAUGCUUGAACUCGUUCGUCUCGCAGAUCACCGAACUUGCCAGAUACCACGGCGUGCAAUCUUAGAAAAAAUUUUUGCACUUCUGCAAAAUAGUCGACGACCUCUUAUAAUCCUGCUCUCUUUCUCAUUUUACGUUGUAAAUCAAAAUCCGCAUUUUUAUUCCAUGCCUCAUCUGUCGUUUUGUUCAAGCAAUCACAAAAUCCAUAUGGACAGUCCGCCUUCCUCAAGACAUUAGACUGAAAUAGGGAAAGGACUGGUCUUGACCGGCAACCUGACUGCCGCCAAUCAUUGAUCAAGCAUCAUCUCGUUGUACCACCGAUAGGGCCCAAUUUUCUCCAAACUGAAUCGUUUUCGCACGUGUACACACACGUCAAGAAAAAC